Messenger RNA from Drosophila subobscura, 681 nucleotides. RefSeq names its product tetratricopeptide repeat protein 36 homolog. The coding region runs from base 33 to 590 and encodes 185 amino acids. Gene Ontology annotation, molecular function: protein binding. The record is from RefSeq and is a predicted model, not a curated record. The transcript has 3 exons. Gene Ontology annotation, biological process: cilium assembly. NCBI's taxonomy places the organism in Eukaryota, Metazoa, Arthropoda, Insecta, Diptera, Drosophilidae.
GUCUGUUUUUCGCCCUCAACUCGUUGUUAGCAAUGCCGCAGGUUAAUCUCAAACUGAGUUCACACGAUCAGCAGGUGCUGGAGUCCAUCUUCAAUCCCCUGGAGCUGAGCAGCAUUCAUCCGAGUGUAUCCGUGCCAUGUGAGUCCGAGCUGGCUGAUGUCGAGCCCGACACGGAGGCUGUGAGAUCUUCCAGGGAGCUGGAGCUUCAAGGGGUUCUACUAACGGAAAAGGGAAGUUUAGACGAAGCUUUGACGCAAUUCCAGCUGGCCCUGAACCAGGCCCAAAGAGCUUCGGUGCUGAACAACCGAGCGCAGACUCUUCGUCUGGCGAAACGAGAUGGGGAGGCGCUUGAUGACCUUAACAAAGCUUUGGAAAUUGCCAGCGACGAACAGACCCGCACCAAGUGCCAUGCCCAUUGUCAGCGGGGAGUGUUAUACAGAAAACUGGAUAACUUGGAUGCGGCGCGAUCUGAUUUCGAGGCAGCCGCCCAACUGGGCAGUAAAUUUGCCAGAGAACAGCUCGUGGAAAUCAAUCCAUAUGCGGCACUCUGCAACCAAAUGCUGCGUCAGGCCUUCGAUCAGCUGCAGUAGGGGAGGAUCCAAUCCAAUCCCAUUCUGUCACGGUGCCCUAGACUUUGAUUUUACUAAAAGUCAAAGGCUCGUUAGCAUAAAUAAAAAUUAA